Molecule: messenger RNA, 21838 nt
Organism: Coregonus sp. 'balchen'
Lineage: Eukaryota; Metazoa; Chordata; Actinopteri; Salmoniformes; Salmonidae
Source: the annotation of a GenBank genome assembly
UGUGUCGGUAGCUAGGGAAACAACAUGGCUGCGGGAUCCAGCCGUGCGGACAGCGAGCUACAGAAAGAGUUAAUUUGUGCCAUCUGCCUUGACUACUUCAACGACCCCGUCAUUCUGAAAUGCGGACACAAUUUCUGCAAGUUCUGCAUCCUGAUGCAUUGGGAGGAGAACGGAGGAGAGGACGUCGGUUAUCAAUGCCCCGAGUGCCGAAUGGUUUGUUGUGGUUCAACGCCAGCUACCGUUCUAUCUUAUCAGCUGUUGGCUAGCUAGACAAUUUUCUUUGUCGUCUUUUGAAUGCUCGAGUUAAUCGUAGCAAGUGUAAUUUACAAAUGCAGUUUCCGUACCUAAUUUAGGCGUUGCCACUGGAAUUGGAAUAACGUUAGAGAUGAGUUAAAACGCUGACAAUGCUGAAAACGCGGAGCCUUUGUGUUGUAAAUUAGCUCGGUAGCUAAACUAGGUAGUGUGGCGUUUAUUCAAGCCAACAUGUAAUCACGGCCGAAUCUCAACAUGCCAUGCAUCUCUGUGAUGAACUAGCUACUGUACUGUCUCCUUUCUCUUGAAAGGAAGAACCGCACACUGCUCUUGUCAGUAUCACAAAGUAUAAACGAAGUUUAUACCGGAAAGAGUAGUGUGCGGGUCUUUAUUUUUGAUCUUUAAGGUAUCGUUUAAUUUUUCCCGCGCACCUACAACGGGCACACUCAGAUGCAGGAGUGCUUUUCCUGUUUUUAGUCUCCCAUGUCAAAAAUGUCUUCGACACUAUGUAUUACCUGUGAUAAGGCGAGGGCUGGGCUAGUCCAUUCAGACGCUAACUACUUUUAGCACCUAUUGAUGAAGGUAUCUUCUUUUAAGAGCCCGAUGUUUGUUCUUAAUGUAAACACGCAUCGAGCCGACCGUGGGCGAAGGUAACCCGGAGGAUACAUUUUUUUCUCCAGAACUAGGGCUGGGCAUGAUAUAGUUUUAAGGUAUACGUGUAUGGAUCCACAUACCUGUAUGGAUUUUUACAAUACCAUCUAUAUAGGUAUUUUGAUAUAACUGCAAAAAUAAAUGAACAGUUCUAUUACAUGUAAUUGGACUACUUCUGUCAGUUUUGUCCUAGGUUGGUUGAGUAUAAAACCAUCAGAAGGGAGAAAACCCAUUUAGAAUGUAUUUGUUGUCAUCCUAGUGCAGCGUUUCCCAAUCUCUGUCCUCGGGACCCAUGCACUACUCAUAAAACAUAUUUAGAACUUUAAUUAUUUUGAAAUGUAAAAUAUAGUCAAAUACCACCAUACCGUCAAAAAUAUUGUUAUAUAUAUAUAUAUAUAUAUAUAUAUAUAUAUAUAUACACAAAAGUAUGUGGACACCCUUCAAAUUAGUGGAUUCCUCUAUUUCAGCCACACCCGUUGCUGACAAGUGUAUAGAAUCGCGCACACAGCCAUGCAAUCUCCAUAAACAAACGUUGGCAGUAGAAUGGCCUUACUGAAGAGCUCAGUGACUUUCAACGUGGCACCGUCAUAGGAUGCCACCUUUCCAACAAGUCAGUUCGGCUAAUUUCUGCCCUGCUAGAGCUGCCCCCGGUCAACUGUAAGUGCUGUUAUUGUGAAGUGGAAACGUUUAGGAGCAACAACAGCUCAGCCGCAAAGUGGUAGGCCAAACAAACUCACAGAACGAGACCGCUGAAGUGCAACACUCAUUACAGAGUUCCAUGCUGCCUCUGGAAGCAACGUCAGCACAAGAACUGUUCGUCGGGAGCUUCAUGAAAUGGGUUUCCAUGGCAGAGCAGCCACACACAAGCCUAUGAUCACCAUGCGCAAUGCCAAGCGUCGGCUGGAGUGGUGUAAAGCUCGCUGCCAUUGGACUCUGGAGCAGUGGAAACGCGCUCUCUGGAGUGAUGAAUCACGCUUCACCAUCUGGCAGUCCGACAGACGUAUCUGGGUUUGGCGGAUGCCAGGAGAACGCUACAUGCCCCAAUGCAUAGUGCCAACUGUAAAGUUUGGUGGAGGAGAAAUAAUGGUCUGGGACUGUUUUUCAUGGUUCGGGCUAGGCCUCUUAGUUCCAGUGAAGGGAAAUCUUAACGUUACAGCAUACAAUUACAUUCUAGACGAUUCUGUGCUUCCAACUUAGUGGAAAAAGUUUUGGGAAGGCCCUUUCCUGUUUCAGCAUGACAAUACCCCCGUGCACAAAGCAAGGUCCAUACAGAAAUGGUUUGUCGAGGUCGGUGUGGAAGAACUUGACUGGCCUGCACAGAGCCCUGACCUCAACCCCACCGAACACCUUUAGGAUGAAUUGGAACGCCGACUCCAUGCCAGGCCUAAUCGCCCAACAUCGGUGCCCGACCUCACUAAUGCUCUUGUGGCUGAAUAGAAGCAAGUCCCCACAGCGAUGUUCCAACAUCUAGUGGAAUGCCUUCCCAGAAGAGUGGAGGCUGUUGUAGCAGAAAAGGGGGACCAACUCUAUUUUAAUGCCCAUGAUUUUGGAAUGAGAUGUUCGGUGUGCAGGUGUCCACAUACCUUUGGUCAUGUAGUGUAUUUUGGUCAUAUCGCCCAGCCCUACCUAUGGUUGUAGCAAGCUAACAGCGUUUGCCUAACUGUCUCAACUAAUUCAGUACCUUUUUUCAUAGUGAUAAUAGAAAAACUAAAAGUUGUGUGUUCUGAACUUUGUCUUUCUCUGUAGAUAUUUAACAAGAUCAGCUUCACCAAGAACUACCUGGUUAAGAACCUUGUUGAUAAGCUGAGUGAUUUGGAGUGUCUGAAUCCCUGCAAGCAGCCGGCUCCAUCCAAACACGUCAAACUGGACGGGAAAUGCGACAGGCAUGGAGAGGAGCUGAAGCUGUACUGCCACUCCGACAGCAAACCCAUCUGUGUGGUGUGUAGGGAGUCCCGGGCACACAGGUAACAAAUGUUCCAGGGUGAAGUUUCCCCUGAUACCUACAGAUCUAGGAUCAGCUUUCCCUACCCUAAAUUCAGAAACCCACAACAAAACAUUUUGUGUAAUUGCGUCAGCUGCUUGAUUUCAGUUCUGAAGGACAUUUUUAUCAUGUGAAGAGACAGCCUUGAAAAUGUUCAUCUUGUCUUUGGUGUCAUAAACAAUCCUUUGUUCCUGCCUGUGCCUGGUAAAGAUAUGAGGGGGGCGGGGGGGUGGGCGUCAUGACCUCCUCCUUAAGAUAGGAGACGGUGCCAGACACAUGCCGUAACCAACCCUAUGAACUAGGCCUAUGUAACGCGUCUGUAAGCAGUAUAUAAGAGAUCUAACGGGACUGCCACGACAGAGGUCCUGACCGACGUUCACUUUGGUGCAUCAAGUUUGUUGGAACCUCUCCAGCUAACUGUUAAUAAACAAUAAUUCAUUUAAGAUUGACUUCGAGAGUCCAGGGUCCUUAAUGUCUUAAAUUCAUUUAUCUGAUUAGUUAGAUUAGAGUUUAGAUUAGAUUAGCCUUAAGUCUUAAAAUGUCUUAAAUUCAGUUUUUUAAAGGUUGGAGGUGACGGAGAUGACUACAGUGUUUCCUGUGUAUUGAGUCGCUGGUUAACUGUUGCCACGCAGCAAAACAAUGGUCACGUCAAAUAAUACUGGAGGCCACUUUCAAGAUGUUGGAGAGCUAUCCAACCACAUGUGCACCUCUGUGUGUGUGUGUGUGUGCACAUCAUGCUUCCUGCAAUGAAAGUAUCUGCCCUGUUCCUGUUUCGCUGCUGGCUCUCACUCCCACUCCUGCCUUUGCACACGGAGUGAAGGGAGAGAUGCGUUCUGAUAAGCGGAAGCAUACUGACAGUUGAGCAACAUUUCUAAAUGUAAUUGCAGGAAAGACACCGUUUUUAAAACAACUACUCUUACUGUUAAAAAAAGAGGAGUCUUAGCUUUAUGUGAGUAUAAUUAAUUAUUUCUCAACUGUCCAAUAUAGAGGAAAUAACACCGCUUGACAGAGUAUGUCAUUGAGAUCAAAAGUCUGCAUGCACACCCAGUGGCCUAGCUCUCCAGGUGAGACAGUUGACCACGUGUUUUUUUAUACAUUAACAGUGCUGUAUAUUUGACUGUAAGGCAUUUCUUCACAGUGGUAUCAUUAUGAUAUUGGUGUCAUUAUUCUGAACACUUAGUUUGUGGUCUAGCUAAUGAGAAGCAGGGCAACCCCAUGUUUCAGCCAUCUAUAGCCUAGCCACUAUGCUACUAUGUCUGUCAGGCUACAGGAGAAUGCUCAUGGCUAAAAUAGCACACCUGCCUCAUAUGAGCCAUGUAGGCUGUAGCCUUUGGUGACAGACAGUCCUAAAAAUACUACUAAUGCCAACAUGGGCGUAUUUCUGGAGAGGGAUAUUAGCAGGUGUGUGGCGGACGCAGACCUCAGAAUUGGUAUUAAAUUGCAUUCCAAGUUGCAGUGCUAGCUGUGCCACUAGAGAUCCUGGUUCGAAUCCAGGCUCUGUCGUAGCCGGCCGCGACCGGGAGACCCAUGGGGCGGCGCACAAUUGGCCCAGUGUCGUCCAGGGUAGGGGAGGGAAUGGCCGGCAGGGAUGUAGCUCAGUUGGUAGAGCAUGGCGUUUGCAACACCAGGGUUGUGGGUUCGAUUCCCACAGGGGCCAGUAUAAAAAAUUAAAAUAAUGUAUGCACUCACUUACUGUAAGAAGCUGUUCAGGGGUUGGUUCCAGACUUGGUGCACUGGGACCACUUGCCGUGCGGCAGCAGAGAGAACAGUCGUAUGGCUUGGGGGGUAGAAGCUGUUGGUAUAUCUCUUGUGUUACUGGGUGAUUCUCAUGAAACCAGUUUUAAGAUGUCUGUUGCACAUUGACUUACAAAACCAUGAUGCAUCUGAAAAAAAUCAACGAUCAUUCUGAGGACUAAGAUGUCUAAGUGUCUUAUUUUAAAUACAUUUGACUGAAUUUUGUAUUUUGAAAAAAUCUAAUUUACACUGAACAAAAAUAUAAAGGGUAACAUGUAAAGUGUUGGUUUCAUGAGCUGAAUAUUUCUUCCCCCCCAGAAAUGUUACGUACACACAAAUACUAUUUAUCUCAAAUUUUGUCCACUUUUGUUUAAAUUUUUUUACAUUUACAUUUUAGUCAUUUAGCAGACGCUCUUAUCCAGAGCGACUUACAGUUAGUGCAUACAUUUAUUUUAUUUUUUUAACCCACAACCCUUGGUGUUGCAAACGCCAUGCUCUACCAACUGAGCUACAUCCCUUGCCGGCCAUUCCCCUACCCUGGACGACGCUGGGCCAAUUGUGCGCCGCCGCCCCCCAUGGGAGUAAACAUCCCUGUUAGUCAGCAUUUCUCCUUUGGCCAAGAUCAUCUAUCCAGCGGACGGGUGUGGCAUAUCAAUAUGCUGAUCGAACAGCAUGGGGGCAGUAAAAGGCCACGCUGAGGGCCUAAUGAAUUCAUUUCAAGUGACUGAUUUCCUUUAUAUGAACUGUAGCUCCAGUAAAAUCUUAGAAGUUGAUGCAUGUCUCAUUAUCGUAACACUUUUUCAAGUUCCUGUAAAAAACUCCCAAUUUUAGUUUUAAACGUUUUAUUUACCCAUAAUGCAUCAUCUAGAGGAGUAGUCCUUAGAUGAGCACAAGUUAAUUUAUUAGCUUAUAUCCCUUCAGAAUGAGGUGCUAAUUCUUCAACACCUGUUUACCCACUGGAUUGAUCAUAUUGAAACGGCUAGAUCUACAUUGAAGAAAGUCUGAUUUAAUUGUAUAAUUUAAUUUGAAAUAUUUUUUUAUUUUCCGUUUUUUUAAAGUCAGGCCUUUUCAUUAGGGGAGCAGUUUUAAAAAUAUUCGAAAUAUUGAUUUGUUUAUUACUUUUUUGGACAUUGAAACUCUUACAGUGUUGGUAAAAUGCAUAAUAUCUGAUCAAACAUUUGUUUCCACACUAUCACUGGUUUGAUCAGAGUUUACCCUCCUAUUAUUUCACCACUAUCACCUGGUUUGCAGUAGAAGUUGACAGUUAGUCACUGAUCUGGGGACACAUUAUCCUACCCUCCCUCAAAAUCUUCUCUUUGCGCAAUAGAGGGUGGAUAUCACCAAACUGACGGUCCCAAGGCAAACCAAGUCCUUAAUAACAUCACCAAACUGACGGUGCCAAGGCAAACCAAGUCCUUAAUAACAUCACCAUGAUCCCUUGUCCUUUCAGACACCAUGAUGUGGCUCCUGUACCAGAGGUCCUCGAGGAUAUGAAGGUGAGGUCAAAGAGUUGAGGCACGAGGACACAUGCUGUUGUUGCUGUAAAAAUAUUUGUUGUUAUGGUUCUUUUUAAAGGAAUAAUCUGCGAUUUGCUACAUCCAGUUUGGGAUAUUUCAAUUAAUUAUAUGAUUCUUGACGAAUAUAACUUCUGAAUGUCUCAUGAGCUUAGUUCGACUGUCGUACCCCAUCAGAACCCCAAAUAGAAGCUUGUUUUACUACAUUGUUUGUAAACAAUGCAGUUGUAUAUAAAACUGUAGAGCCUCAAAACAUGGUUAAAACUAUAAUUUUUGAUAUCAUAGAUGAUCAGUCCUUGAAUCUAUAGCUCUGUCUAUGAAUUUGAGUGGUUACGUUUCUCCAGCCCCGUCCCUCAGGUGUUUACUAAAACAGCGACGGGGUGUCUGCUUUGUUAUUGUUUGAACUGCAGAUUGCCCUUUUUAAGAUUGAUUGAGUGGUUGAACACACUAAAGUGUGUGUGUGUGUUUCUCUCAGAGCGAGCUGCGUCUCAGGCUGGUGGAAUUAACAUGGCAGAAGACUGUGUGUACCAGAGUGAAAGCUAUGGACGAGCAAACCAAGAAUGAAGCCAAGGUACACAGCUGUGCUCUGGAUAUACAUAGAUAUAUUGUUGGAAUGCCAGUGAACUCGUAUAUAUAUAUAUAUAUACACACACACACACACAGUUAAAGUCGGAAGUUUACAUACACUUAGGUUGGAGUCAUUAAAACUCUUUUUCAACCACUCCACAAAUUUCUUGUUAACAAACUAUAGUUUUGGCAAGUCGGUUAGGACAUCUACUUUGUGCAUAACAAGUAAUGUUUCCAACAAUUGUUUACAGACCUAAGACAGGGUAUUUUUACUAGGAUUAAAUGUCAGGAAUUGUGAAAAACUGAGUUUAAAUGUAUUUGGCUAAGGUGUAUGUAAACUUCUGACUUCAACUGUAUGUGUAUAUAUAUAUAUAUAUAUAUACACUGCUCAAAAAAAUUAAGGGAAUUUUAAUUUUAAUUUAUUUCACUUUUAUUUAACCAGGUAAGCCAGUUGAGAACAAGUUCUCAUUUACAACUGCGACCUGGCCAAGAUAAAGCAAAGCAGUGCGAUAAAAACAACAACACAGAGUUACAUAUGGGGUAAAACAAAACAUAAAGUCAAAAAUACAACAGAAAAUAUAUAUACAGUGUGUGCAGAUGUAGCAAGUUAUGGAGGUAAGGCAAUAAAAUAGGCUAUAGUGCAAAAUAAUUACAAUUAGUAUUAACACUGGAAUGAUAGAUGUGCAAGAGAUGAUGUGCAAAUAGAGAUACUGGGGUGCAAAUGAGCAAAAUAAAUAACAAUAUAGGGAUGAGGUAGUUGGGUGGGCUAAUUUCAGAUGGGCUGUGUACAGGUGCAGUGAUCGGUAAGGUGCUCUGACAACUGAUGCUUAAAGUUAGUGAGGGAGAUAAGUGUCUCCAGCUUCAGAGAUUUUUGCAAUUUGUUCCAGUCAUUGGCAGCAGAGAACUGGAAGGAAUGGCGGCCAAAGGAGGUGUUGGCUUUGGGAAUGACCAGAGAGAUAUACCUGCUGGAGCGCAUACUACGGGUGGGUGUUGCUAUGGUGACCAAUGAGCUAAGAUAAGGCGGGGAUUUGCCUAGCAGUGAUUUAUAGAUGGCCUGGAGCCAGUGGGUUUGGCGACGAAUAUGUAGUGAGGACCAGCCAGCAAGAGCGUACAGGUCACAGUGGUGGGUAGUAUAUGGGGCUUUGGAGACAAAACGGAUGGCACUGUGAUAGACUACAUCCAAUUUGCUGAGUAGAGUGUUGGAGGCUAUUUUGUAAAUGACAUCGCCGAAGUCAAGGAUCGGUAGGAUAGUCCGUUUUACGAGGGCAUGUUUGGCAGCAUGAGUGAAGGAGGCUUUGUUGCGAAAUAGGAAACUGAUUCUAGAUUUAACUUUGGAUUGGAGAUUCUUAAUGUGAGUCUGGAAGGAGAGUUUACAGUCUAACCAGACACCUAGGUAUUUGUAGUUGUCCACAUACUCUAGGUCAGACCCGUCGAGAGUAGUGAUUCUAGUCGGGUGGGCGGGUGCCAGCAGCGUUCGAUUGAAGAGCAUGCAUUUAGUUUUACUAGUGUUUAAGAGCAGUUGGAGGCUACUGAAGGAGUGUUGUAUGGCAUUGAAGCUUGUUUGGAGGUUUGUUAACAGUGUCCAAUGAAGGGCCAGAUGUAUACAAAAUAGUGUCGUCUGCGUAGAGGUGGAUCUGAGAGUCACCAGCAGCAAGAGCGACAUCAUUGAUAUACACGGAGAAAAGAGUCGGCUCAAGAAUUGAACCCUGUGGCACCCCCAUAGAGACUGCCAUAGGUCCAGACAACAGGCCCUCCGAUUUGACACAUUGAACUCUAUCUGAGAAGUAGUUGGUGAACCAGGCGAGGCAGUCAUUUGAGAAACCAAGGCUAUUUCGUCUGCCAAUAAGAAUGCGGUGGUUGACAGAGUCGAAAGCCUUGGCCAGGUCGAUGAAGACGGCUGCACAGUACUGUCUAUUAUCGAUUGCGGUUAUAAUAUCGUUUAGGACCUUGAGCGUGGCUGAAGUGCACCCAUGACCAGCUCGGAAACCGGAUUGCAUAGCGGAGAAGGUACGGUGGGAUUCGAAAUGGUCUCGGUGAUCUGUUUGUUAACUUGGCUUUCAAAAACUUUCGAAAGGCAGGGCAGGAUGGAUAUAGGUCUGUAACAGUUUGGAUCUAGAGUGUCACCCCCUUUGAAGAGGGGGAUGACCGCGGCAGCUUUCCAAUCUCUGGGGAUCUCAGACGUUACGAAAGAGAGGUUGAACAGGCUAGUAAUAGGGGUUGCGACAAUUUCGGCGGCUAGUUUUUAGAAAGAAAGGGUCCAGAUUGUCUAGCCCAGAUGAUUUGUAGGGGUCCAGAUUUUGCAGCUCUUUCAGAACAUCAGCUGUCUGGAUUUGUGUGAAGGAGAAGCGGGGGGGGCAUGGGCAAGUUGCAGCGGAGGGUGCAGAGCUGGUGGCCGGGGUAGUGGUAGCCAGAUGGAAAGCAUGGCCAGCCGUAGCAAAAUGCUUGUUGAAAUUCUCGAUUAUUGUAGAUUUAUCGGUGGUGAUAGUGUUUCCUAGCCUCAGUGCAGUGGGCAGCUGGGAGGAAGUGCUCUUAUUCUCCAUGGACUUUACAGUGUCCCAAAACUUUUUGGAGUUAGUGCUACAGGAUGCACAUUUCUGUUUGAAAAAGUUAGCCUUUGCUGGAAUACUUAAACAACACAAUGUAACUCCAAGUCAAUCACACUUCUGUGAAAUCAAACUGUCCACUUAGGAAGCAACACUGAUUGACAAUAAAUGUCACAUGCUGUUGUGCAAAUGGAAUAGACAACAGGUGGAAAUUAUAGGCAAUUAGCAAGACACCCCCAAUAAAGGACUGGUUUUGCAGGUGGUGACCACAGACCACUUCUCAGUUCCUAUGCUUCCUGGCUGAUGUUUUGGUCACUUUUGAAUGCUGGCGGUGCUUUCACUCUAGUGGUAGCAUGAGACGGAGUCUACAACCCACACAAGUGGCUCAGGUAGUGCAGCUCAUCCAGGAUGGCACAUCAAUGCGAGCUGUGGCAAGAAGGUUUGCUGUGUCUGUCAGCGUAGUGUCCAGAGCAUGGAGGCGCUACCAGGAGACAGGCCAGUACAUCAGGAGACGUGGAGGAGGCCGUAGGAGGGCAACAACCCAGCAGCAGGACCGCUACCUCCGCCUUUGUGCAAGGAGGAGCAGGAGGAGCACUGCCAGAGCCCUGCAAAAUGACCUCCAGCAGGCCACAAAUGUGCAUGUGUCUGCUCAAACGGUCAGAAACAGACUCCAUGAGGGUGGUAUGAGGGCCCGACGUCCACAGGUGGGGGUUGUGCUUACAGCCCAACACCGUGCAGGACGUUUGGCAUUUGCCAGAGAACACCACGAUUGGCAAAUUCGCCACUGGUGCCCUGUGCUCUUCACAGAUGAAAGCAGGUUCACACUGAGCACAUGUGACAGACGUGACAGAGUCUGGAGACGCCAUGGAGAAUGUUCUGCUGCCUGCAACAUCCUCCAGCAUGACCGGUUUGGCGGUGGGUCAGUCAUGGUGUGGGGUGGCAUUUCUUUGGGGGGCCGCACUGCCCUCCAUUCGCUCGCCAGAGGUAGCCUGACUGCCAUUAGGUACCGAGAUGAGAUCCUCAGACCCCGUGAGACCAUAUGCUGGUGCGGUUGGCCCUGGGUUCCUCCUAAUGCAAGACAAUGCUAGACCUCAUGUGGCUGGAGUGUGUCAGCAGUUCCUGCAAGAGGAAGGCAUUGAUGCUAUGGACUGGCCCGCCCGUUCCCCUAGCCCUCAAUCCAAUUGAGCACAUCUGGGACAUCAUGUCUCGCUCCAUCCACCAACGCCACGUUGCACCACAGACUGUCCAGGAGUUGGCGGAUGCUUUAGUCCAGGUCUGGGAGGAGAUCCCUCAGGAGACCAUCCGCCACCUCAACAAGAGCAUGCCCAGGCGUUGUAGGGAGGUCAUACAGGCACAUGGAGGCCACACAUACUACUGAGCCUCAUUUUGACUUGUUUUAAGGACAUUACAUCAAAGUUGGAUCAGCCUGUAGUGUGGUGUUCCACUUUAAUUUUGAGGGUGACUCCAAAUCCAGACCUCCAUGGGUUGAUACAUUUGAUUUCCAUUGAUACUUUUUGUGUGAUUUUGUUGUCAGCACAUUCAACUAUGUAAAGAAAAAAGUAUUUAAUAAGAUUAUUUCAUUCAUUCAGAUCUAGGAUGUGUUAUUUUAGUGGUCCCUUUAUUUUUUUGAGCAGUGUAUAUACACACAUACAUACAGUCGUGUUUAUACAGUACAUCCUCCAGUUAUACUGACAGUCAUGUGUUCAUAUAUCCUCCAGUUAUACUGACAGUCAUGUGUUCAUAUAUCCUCCAGUUAUACUGACAGUCAUGUGUUCAUAUAUCCUCCAGUUAUACUGACAGUCAUGUGUUCAUAUAUCCUCCAGUUAUACUGACAGUCAUGUGUUCAUUUAUCCUCCAGUUAGACUGACAGUCAUGUGUUCAUUUAUCCUCCAGUUAGACUGACAGUCAUGUGUUCAUAUAUCCUCCAGUUAUACUGACAGUCAUGUGUUCAUAUAUCCUCCAGUUAGACUGACAGUCAUGUGUUCAUUUAUCCUCCAGUUAGACUGACAGUCAUGUGUUCAUUUAUCCUCCAGUUAUACUGACAGUCAUGUGUUCAUAUAUCCUCCAGUUAGACUGACAGUCAUGUGUUCAUUUAUCCUCCAGUUAUACUGACAGUCAUGUGUUCAUAUAUCCUCCAGUUAGACUGACAGUCAUGUGUUCAUUUAUCCUCCAGUUAUACUGACAGUCGUGUGUUGCAGAUGACCAUUAGGUGAUGCCAGUAUCUUUUUCCCCAUGUUAUCACGUCUUCCAGUUAAAGAAGCUGAAGCUGAAGGAGAAGAUUGAGGAGGAUGUAGGAUCUCUGGUCCAGUUCCUGCUGGAUGAGAAGGACGACUUGCUGGAGGUAAUUUAUAUACAUUUAUAUUAUCUCUCACACUACUAUUAUUAUAAUAAUAACAAUAAUAUGCCAUUUCGCUGUCACCUUUAUCCAGAGGGAGUUAGUCAUGCAUGCGUACUUUUGUUUGUAUGGGUGGCCUCAGCGGGAAUCAAACCAACAAUCCUGGCGUUGCAAACACUGCUUUACCAACCGAGCCACAGAGGACCCUGUUUCAGUAUUACUAGUGUUAGUAUUCAAACAUUUAUUCACAGUAAACUUUUUGCAUGCUGAUGGUUUUGUUAGGUACCGUACAAUAGUGUUCUCAAAUUUCAUCUGCUUUUUUAUUUAAUCAACUAAGAGAUGGCAAACCAUAUCAAAUAGUAUACUCUGUGUAGGCUAAUGGUUAAUUGGUAUACUCUGUGUAGCCUAAUGGUUAAUUGGUAUACUCUGUGUAGGCUAAUGGUUAAUUGGUAUACUCUGUGUAGGCUAAUGGUUAAUUGGUAUACUCUGUGUAGCCUAAUGGUUAAUUGGUAUACUCUGUGUAGGCUAAUGGUUAAUUGGUAUACUCUGUGUAGGCUAAUGGUUAAUUGGUAUACUCUGUGUAGGCUAAUGGUUAAUUGGUAUACUCUGUGUAGGCUAAUGGUUAAUUGGUAUACUCUGUGUAGCCUAAUGGUUAAUUGGUAUACUCUGUGUAGGCUAAUGGUUAAUUGGUAUACUCUGUGUAGGCUAAUGGUUAAUUGGUAUACUCUGUGUAGGCUAAUGGUUAAUUGGUAUACUGAAUACUUUGGUUCACAUUGGGCUAAUUUGCAUAUAGCAGCAGCAAAAUAAUAAUUAGAUUAUUCAGAAAAUUGUCAUGAGAGUUCCAACUAUGUAAUAAUGUUGAAUUGUCCAUCCUUAGGCUCUGGAUGCUGAGGAGGGGGCUGUCUUAGGGGUGAUAGAUGAGAACCUGAGGUGGGUGGAGACUGAGGUGGUAGCUGUGGACAAACACAUGGCCCAGAUACACAACCACAUCAGAGGAAACACCAGCUUCGAGGUUAGUUUGUCACACACACACACACACACACACACACACAGAGAGUUGGAUACACACACACGCACACAGUUAGAUACACAACCACAUCAGAGGAAACACCAGCUUCGAGGUUAGUUUGUCUCACACACACACACACACACACACACAGAGAGAGUUGGAUACACACACACACACAGUUAGAUACACAGGUACUGUGGCAGGCAGGUCCUGCACCAGGGUGUAGUACGCCAAGCACGCCAGUUGGGGGAGCUCCUACGCAACACCAGAGGACUGAUAGCCCCACACACACACACACACACACACACACACACACACACACACACACACACACACACACACACACUCUCUCUCUCACAGUUUCUGUCCUGUCUGAGAUGGUUGAUAGAAAAUGUGCUACAGUGUUUACGGGGUUUUCUGAAGUGUUCAUGUAAAGUUAACCAGGAAAAUGUUUACUGAGAAGGGUUCAUGUAAAGUUAACCAGGAAAAUUUUUACUGAGAAGGGUUCAUGUAAAGUUAACCAGGAAAAGGUUUACUGAGAAGGGUUCAUGUAAAGUUAACCAGGAAAAGGUUUACUGAGAAGGGUUCAUGUAAAGUUAACCAGGAAAAGGUUUACUGAGAAGGGUUCAUGUAAAGUUAACCAGGAAAAAUUUUACUGAGAAGGGUUCAUGUAAAGUUAACCAGGAAAAGGUUUACUGAGAAGGGUUCAUGUAAAGUUAACCAGGAAAAGGUUUACUGAGAAGGGUUCAUGUAAAGUUAACCAGGAAAAGGUUUACUGAGAAGUGUUCAUGUAAAGUUAACCAGGAAAAGUGUUUACUGAGAAGGGUUCAUGUAAAGUUAACCAGGAAAAGGUUUACUGAGAAGGGUUCAUGUAAAGUUAACCAGGAAAAGGUUUACUUAGAAGGGUUCAUGUAAAGUUAACCAGGAAAAGGUUUACUUAGAAGGGUUCAUGUAAACUUAAGCAGGAAAAGGUUUCAUGUUACUGAGGUCUUGAUGAAUGUAGCAUGUCAAGCCUCCCCACUUUUUCUAUGGUCAGACUCAUAGAGUUGGCUAGAAGUCUAAAAACCUGUUUUAGCAUGGGCAGCGCCGUCGAGGGCUUUGACAAUGAGUCAACUGGAUGGGACUUGCUAUUUAGUUAAGAAAAGGUCUCAGAAUUCUCUCCAGGCCUAUUGUCAAAUGACUACACAUGGUGGUUUUAGCUUAGCCCUGUGCAGAAGCUGUGGUAGGCGGCACACAAGACGCGCUUCCCCAUAGCCUACCACAGUCUACCACCGCCGGGAUAUAGGUGCCGGUUUGGAGAAUCCACUCCAUUAUACAGUCCGGAUGGAAGGACAAGGAGUUACGGAUUACAGACAAGCCUUCAGUAACAUAAUUUUCAGAAACGUAUAGGCUGUUUUAUUUUCCUGCCUUCUAGGACAUUCUAUAUAGGGCUUGUUUUCGCUGUGUGAAAGAGUUUGUGUCUUAUCUUCUGUCUGUCUCUCCACAGAGCAUCACUGAGACGUACAAAAAGUAAGUUGUCCGUUUUCUUUUGAUUCAUCGUGUUUUCCCAUGUUCAGCCUGUAGUCUGCGUCUGGGUUUCCCAUGUUCAGCCUGUAAUCUGCGUCUGGUUUUCCCAUGUUCGGCCUGUAAUCUGCGUCUGGUUUUCCCAUGUUCGGCCUGUAAUCUGCGUCUGGUUUUCCCAUGUUCGGCCUGUAAUCUGCGUCUGGUUUUCCCAUGUUCGGCCUGUAAUCUGCGUCUGGUUUUCCCAUGUUCGGCCUGUAAUCUGCGUCUGGUUUUCCCAUGUUCGGCCUGUAAUCUGCGUCUGGUUUUCCCAUGUUCGGCCUGUAAUCUGCGUCUGGUUUUCCCAUGUUCGGCCUCUAAUCUGCGUCUGGUUUUCCCAUGUUCGGCCUGUAAUCUGCGUCUGGUUUUCCCAUGUUCGGCCUGUAAUCUGCGUCUGGUUUUCCCAUGUUCGGCCUGUAAUCUGCGUCUGGUUUUCUCAUGUUCAGCCUGUAGUCUUGAGAAAAGGCCUUUUACUGAACACUCCACUAUAUCCCAUGUUUAAAGGCCUUUUACUGAACACUCCACUAUAUCCCAUGUUUAAAGGCCUUUUACUGAACACUCCACUAUAUCCCAUGUUGUUUUAGUUCCUAUAACGGUUGACGGCAGUCUCCCCUCCUCCCUGUUACAGCCCAGUAAGGUAACAUGGCCAGUAUGACAUCAUAAGACUCCUGAACAGCUAAUCAUGGCUACCCGGACUAUUUGCACCCCCACCCCAUCUUUUUACACUGCUGCUACUCUGUUAAUUAUUUAUGCAUAGUCACUUUAACUCUACCCACAUGUACAUAUUACCUCAACUAGCUAUAUAUGUAGAUGUUUCACCUUUUUAGCUACAUGUAGUUAUAAGGUUCAUUUGGUCGAUUGUAUUGUAGCAGUUGUCAUCAUGACAUUUAAAAUUUAGCUAGUUAGCUCGCUAGCAUUGAGGGGAAACGUUUGCACAGCAUGUAAAAACAAGGAUAUUGGAAAUUAUUACUAAUAAGGUGUCACAUCACAUGUCACAAAGUAAUGCCUGGUUUUACUGUCUAGCUUUUGCUAUCGAAUAAUGAUGCUCGCUAAUGUAAUGUCUAUCUUGUUCAGUUGGCUAGCUAGCUACCGAAAUGUUAGCUAUGUUAGCCAGCUAACGCGUUAGCUAGCUAUUAUUUUCUCAUUCGCUAACUGCAUGCUUAAUUUCCUAUCACUUUUAAGAUAGACAGUUCAGACAAUGUUUCAUAGCUAACGUUAGUGCUAACAAACACAAAUCCAGUUGGAUAUUUUGACCUGUCGUUCAUUUGAAAUGGCAUGAAAGGUUUGUUUUGUAGCCUCCUGUAGCUCAGUUGGUAGAGCAUGGCGCUUGCAGUGCCAGGGUUGUGGGUUCGAUUCCCACGGGGGGCCAGUAUGAAAAAUGUAUGUACUCACUAACUGUAAGUCGCUCUGGAUAAGAGCGUCUGCUAAGUGACUAAAAUGUAAUUAGCCGGUGCCCCUGCACAUUGACUCUGCACCGGUAGCCCCCAGUAUAUAGCCUCCCUACUUUUAUUUUAUUUUACUUCUGCUCUUUUUUUUCUCAACACUUUUUUGUUGUUUUAUUUUACUUUUUUAUUAAGAAAUAAAUGCAUUGUUGGUUAAGGGCUGUAAGUAAGCAUUUCACGGUAUUGUCUACACCUGUUGUAUUCGGCGCAUGUGGUUUGAUUUGAUCAUAUAUAACAUGUGUGAUACAUAUAAUGUUAAGCUACAGUGAGGGAAAAAAGUAUUUGAUCCCCUGCUGAUUUUGUACGUUUGCCCACUGACAAAGACAUGAUCAGUCUAUAAUUUUAAUGGUAGGUUUAUUUGAACAGUGAAAGACAGAAUAACAACAAAACAAUCCAGAAAAACGCAUGUCAAAAUGUUAUGAAUUGAUUUGCAUUUUAAUGAGCAAAAUAAGUAUUUGACCCCUCUGCAAAACAUGACUUAGUACUUGGUGGCAAAACCCUUGUUGGCAAUCACAGAGGUCAGACGUUUCUUGUAGUUGGCCACCAGGUUUGCACACAUCUCAGGAUGGAUUUUGUCCCACUCCUCUUUGCAGAUCUUCUCCAAGUCAUUAAGGUUUCGAGGCUGACGUUUGGCAACUCGAACCUUCAGCUCGCUCCACAGAUUUUCUAUGGUAUUAAAGGUCUGGAGACUGGCUAGGCCACUCCAGGACCUUAAUGUGCUUCUUCUUGAGCCACUCCUUUGUUGCCUUGGCCGUGUGUUUUGGGUCAUUGUCAUGCUGGAAUACCCAUCCACGACCCAUUUUCAAUGCCCUGGCUGAGGGAAGGAGCUUCUCACCCAAGAUUUGACGGUACAUGGCCACGUCCAUUGUCCCUUUGAUACGGUGAAGUUGUCCUGUCCCCUUAUCAGAAAAACACCCCCAAAGCAUAAUGUUUCCACCUCCAUGUUUGACGGUGGGGAUGGUGUUCUUGGGGUCAUAGGCAGCAUUCCUCCUCUUCCAAACACGGCGAGUUGAGUUGAUGCCAAAGAGCUCCAUUUUGGUCUCAUCUGACCACAACACUUUCACCCAGUUCUCCUCUGAAUCAUUCAGAUGUUCAUUGGCAAACUUCAGACGGGCAUGUAUAUGUGCUUUCUUAAGCAGGGGGACCUUGCGGGCGCUGCAGGAUUUCAGUCCUUCACGGCGUAGUGUGUUACCAAUUGUUUUCUUGGUGACUGUGGUCCCAGCUGCCUUGAGAUCAUUGACAAGAUCCUCCCGUGUAGUUCUGGGAUGAUUCCUCACUGUUCUCAUGAUCAUUGCAACUCCACGAGGUGAGAUCUUGCAUGGAGCCCCAGGCCGAGGGAGAUUGACAGUUCUUUUGUGUUUCUUCCAUUUGCGAAUAAUCGCACCAACUGUUGUCACCUUCUCACCAAGCUGCUUGGCGAUGGUCUUGUAGCCUAUUCCAGCCUUGUGUAGGUCUACAGUCUUGUCCCUGACAUCCUUGGAGAGCUCUUUGGUCUUGUGCAUGGUGGAGAGUUUGGAAUCUGAUUGAUUGCUUCUGUGGACAGGUGUCUUUUAUACAGGUAACAAGCUGAGAUUAGGAGCACUCCAUUUAAGAGUGUGCUCCUAAUCUCAGCUCGUUACCUGUAUAAAAGACACCUGGGAGCCAGAAAUCUUUCUGAUUGAGAGGGGGUCAAAUACUUAUUUCCCUCAUUAAAAUGCAAAUCAAUUUAUAACAUUUUUGACAUGGGUUUUUCUAGAUUUGUUUGUUGUUAUUCUGUCUCUCACUGUUCAAAUAAACCUACCAUUAAAAUUAUAGACUGAUCAUUUAUUUGUCAGUGGGCAAACGUACAAAAUCAGCAGGGGAUCAAAUACUUUUUUCCCUCACUGUAUAUCUCUCCUCCUCCCUGUUACAGCCCAGUGAGGUAACAUGGCCAGUAUGACACAUAUAUAUAUAAUCCAACACUCUCCUCUCCCCGUCCUCAUCGGCUCGCCGCGGCCGGCCGCGGCGCGGCGCGCGGCCCGCUCUCCGCUUCGGCCCCCCGCCGCGGCGCGCCCCGCACGCCGCGGCGCGCCCAACAGGAGAGCAGUCUACCUCCUAGUUCGUCUUCGAUACUAUCUCAUUACCUCUCCCCUCUCUCUCCCUCUCAAAGUCUGCAACUUCAACUCAUCAGCAUCUGGUCCCGAGGCGAUCGGACCCGUAUCUUUAUAGUGAUAAUAUUUAUCUCAUAUUCUCUCCUACACUCCUAAUCUCAUCUCUCUCUUUCUCUACCUCCCUCGUCUCCUUCCUCCUCUCCUCCUUCUCUCCCUUCCUCUUCUCUCCCCUCCUCUCUCUCUCUCUCCCCUCUUCUCCCUCUCUCCAGUCCUCUAAAGGUGAGCCCUCUCAUAUCAUCUGUUAACUGUCCGGGUGACUGGAUGAAUGAGUUCUCUGGACCCCAUCAGCUGAUCUUGUGGAAAAGGAUGAUGCAUGUGCUGCACACCAGUGAGUUGACCUGGACACACACAGACACAGACCCUCUCUUGACUGUUCUAUUAACACGUCUACGUGCUGCACAGAUGAGCUUCCCAUCUAAUUUACCUCUCCUUGUUCCCCCCCCUCUCUCUCCCCCCUCUCUCUGACUUUGUCUCUCGCUCUCCCCCUCUGUCUCUGUCUCCCUCUUUCUCUCUCUCCUUUCUCUUUCUCUCUCUCCUUUCUCUCUCUGGCCACCCCUCUCUCCCACACCCCCUCUACCUUUCUCUCUCUCCCCCCCUCUCUCUGUCUCUGUCUCCCUCUUCUCUCUCUCCUUUCUCUUUCUCUCUCUCCUUUUUCUCUCUCUGGCCACCCCUCUCUCCCACACCCCCUCUACCUUUUCUCUCUCUCUCUCCUCCCCACUCUCUCUGUCUCGGUUCUCCCUCUUCCACCUCCUCCUCUCGUUCCCUCCAUCUCUCUCUCCCGCUCUCUCUCUCUCUCCCCUCCUGCCCCCAGUGCCCCAGAACCUGACCCUGGACCCAGACACGGCCCACCCUAACCUGGCCAUCACAGACUUCGACACCAAGGUAGAGGAGGUGCGUACCCGUAGCCAGGAACCAGACCUGCCUCAGCGCUUCACCCGCUUCUGUGGCAUCCUGGCCACCGCACAAUACUCCAGCGGGCAACACUACUGGGAGGUACAUAUCUUUACAUGUACUGUAUAUUACAUGUUAUGAUGUCUGAUGACACUGUGUGUACAAGACACGUGUAGUAUGUCAUAUUUUAGCAGACACUCUUAUCCAGAGCUACUUAUAGUCAGUGCAUUCAACUUAAGCUAGCUAAGUCUUUUUUAAUUUGGCGCUUUACUGCAGCAUUUUGGAUUUUGAGAUCAAAUGUUUCAUAUGAGACGACAGUACAGAAUGUCACCUUUUUUUUAUUUGAGGUUAUUUUAAUACUUACCCUCCGAUAACAAAGUUACAGAGGCAUAAAUGUCAUGCUAAAUUCCCCUGUUAUUGGUAAUGGUGAGAGAUUAGCAUGUUUUGGGGAUAUGAUCUGUUCCUCUACCUUUCUCACUCAUAAUCUUUCACUAUUCAUUCAUGACUAUCUGUAAUCAUUAGGCUUGGGUGGUAUCCAGAUUUUCAUACCGUCAUAGUGUUCUUCUGCCGUCCCAGGAUUUACGGUAUUACCGGUACAGCACACAAGGGGGCGCAAUUGUUAAAAAAGCCAAUGAAUGAUUACCAGAAUGCUAACACAAUUAGCACAAGUAAUAGUGAAAUCACAUAGACGCUGUUAGCUAAAUGCUAACGAGUGAAAACGAACAAACUAAUUGCAAAGCCAGGCAAAUCCAGCUCAUAAAGUUAUACAAGCAUAGCUAGUAGCUACCGUAUGUCAUGUUCGGUGAGUGUGGACAUUUACAGGCGAAAGUGAACGAGAGAAAUUGUGCAAAUGAACAAAUCUGUGAUGCAUGCUUUUCUGAAGGAAGAGCACCAUGUGUACAGGAAGCAGAGGGGAGAAGAACAGAGGAGGGAAAACAACGCUCGUAGGAAGCACAGGGACAAAAUGGCCGCUGUACUAUCUCAUCCAGACCUCUGACUUCUGGCAGAAAGCCAUUAUAAGGAGAUAAUAAUAAUAAUAAUAAUAAUAUGCCAUUUAGCAGACGCUUUUAUCCAAAGCCACUUUCAGUCAUACGUGCAUACAUUUAACGUAUGGUUAGUCCAGGGAAUCAAACCCACUAUCCUGGCGUUGCAAGCACCAUGCUCUACCAACCGAGCUACAGAGGACCACCAGAUAUCUGAUGGCAAACAUUUUUAGUAAUGAAUUGUAUACAAGUGUAACUUCAUCACCUCAUGUGCGCUGCGCAACAGAGACUCGCCGAUAGAUCUAGAACGCUGCGGACUCACCAGCUCCCGCCGUCUCACGGUGUGCUAUUUACAAACAAACACGUGACUGGCUCAACUGUUCUGGGGAACUACGGUAAGCUGCAUAAUGUAAAAUAAUGUGACGGGUGAAAUGAAGAACGCGAUCUGCUUUACCUCCUAACGUAUUGCACGAGUUGACUAGAGGUAUUAUCUUUAAAAGUAUCUACAAAAAUUCAAAUUUAUUUGAGAAACAUCAAAUAAUUAGCAUUGACGGUAUUGAAAAACCGUCCCGUGGCUUUUUCCAAAUACCCCGGUAUACAUUUAAUGUAGAAGUGUUCAGAAACGUAUUAUAUUCUUAUUUACAAUAAAAGUGACACAAUACAUUAUUUACCAAUCAUUUCUAUUGGGCACAGAAUCAUCUGAAACGCAACCAAAACAAACUGCAAAUGCAUCCCAAAAUGUUUGUAGAGUCAUUGUAUGCUAGGAAUAUGGAACCACAUACUAAACUUGAGUUCUUUAAUACACUAGAAGAGAAUUUGUCCAUAUACUUAUGACACCUUGAAAUGGGGGGGGGACUUGAUACAUAAAGUCACUUUCAUUUCUGAAUGGUAAAACAUAUGUAUGAAAAUAGCUUCAAAUAAAACCUUGACAUUCUGUACUGUAGCCUCGUAUGAAACAUUUGAUCUCCAAUCCAAAAUGGAGCCUAAUUUAAAAGAUCUGUCUUCACUAACCAUGUUUCCAUCCACAGUUUCUAUCACGACGGCUGUGAUGGAAACCGGGAAGUUUCGCUGCAUGCUUAUAAAUGCCUACAGAUAAUUUGUUUGUUUGACAUGGUGGGAUCUUUUUGUGUCUGUAAAAUUAAUGAUGUGAAAAAUGGCGGCGGGAUCAACUUUAUGCGCACGUGCCAAGACCAGUGUAGGCACAUUUGCUAUUUAAACGCAGAGUGGAAAAUGCAAUGGAAACGCGUUGAACUUUAAAAAAAAAAAAUUUCGGUACAUGAAAUCUUAAGGUAAAAAGUCACUUUUGUGUCGUCACGCACCUGAUUUUUUUUUUUUUUUUUUUUUUAUCUGCAACAAGUCUGUUUGGUGGAAACACCACUGGUGGCACAUAUUUUCUUCAUGCGGAUUUUAGAAUAUUCGCAUGAAAAUCUGUCGCCAAUUCGAUGGAAACCUAGCUAGUUUCCAAAUGCAUAUGGCAGGUAGUGUACAUCCUGAUUUGGAAAAAAUGACGAUAUUUGAUCAGUUUCUAGACUGAAAGUUUUCCUGAUCAAGAUGAUUGAUUUUUAUUUUUAUUUAUAAUUUUUUUAUUUUUAGGCAUGUUGCUAGCAUCCUAGUGUAAAUUCUAAGGGGUUGGGAUAAAGCAGAAGCCACAUUUUUAUAUCAUUGGGCCUCGUGUACAUGUGGAGAAUUUAAAGGAAUCUUAAUGAAGAAAGGCAACAACAGUAAUGUUUUUGGUGGUGGUUUCUUAUUUCAGGUGGAUGUGAAGGACAAGGGUGUGUGGUACCUGGGGGUGACGGGGGAGUACAGUCCCAGGAAGGGUUUCGUAAACCUGUGCCCGUCGUCCGGUUACUGGAGCCUGAGUCUGCAGGACAGGCUGUACGCUAACGAGGAGGACGCCAAGAUACCUCUGGCCGAUUACUGGAACUCUCCGCGGGUGGGCGUGUACCUGGACUACGACGCAGGCCGCGUGUCCUUCUACGACGCAGUCACCAUGAAGAAGUUGUACAUGUUCGACGCGUACUUCGAAGAGCCGGUGUCUCCGUUCUUCAGCCCGGGGAAGAACGAUCCUGGGAGCAGACUGCAGAUCUGUCAUUACUACUGAGACGGUGGGUGGGUGUGUGUGCCUGGGUAGACGAUUAGGUCUACAGCAAACUCUCAGAGAGCGAGUGUGUGUGUGUUAGGCUACUCAUUCCAGAGUCACUGUUGAUGAUGUAUGAUCAACCAUUCCAGCUGUGGGCUUUAUGCCAGAACCCCUGGAGUGUUCUAGAA